UGACAUUUUCAUUUCCAAACUGAUGCAUCGGAUGCUUCAAAAUGAUCUUCUGUUUAUUAUGUGUUAGUUGGUGUAAAAUUACGUGUGAAUAGUCUGCAAUUAAUUAGUAACAAAAAAAUCUGCAAUGGAUUUCCUCCAGGAAGCCGUGUUCCUGGGCGUGGAUGUCCUAGUACUGGGCCUUUGUUUUAAGGAGUAUUAUCAGUGCAAGAAAAUCAGUACAGCGCUCAAGGAAGCGCCACAACUGGGAAUCGAUGAGACGCUUCCGGAAAAGCUGAAACGUAGCAGCGAUAACAAAAUAAAGUAUGGUGUCAUCCGAGGAACGGUUACCCCCAUAGGGACACCAUUGAAAUGCGUUAUGUCCCCAUCGGUUACAGGCGUUUUACAGAUUAUGAAAUUAAAUGAACAUAGAGUAGCUCGCGGAUUCGCGGGAUUUUGGGCGGAGCAAAGAAAGCUUAUUCACUUCUCCUACAAUGAGGUUCCCUUCCAAUUGACCAAUGGAAAACUAGGAGUGGAAAUCGUCGAUGGGCUUUCAGCGGAGAUCUUGGAUAUGGACACCGUCUACGACAAUUAUGAGCCGUCGAGUUUAUCUUUUUUCGAUCACAUAUUUGGAUUUUUCUCCGGCGUACGUCAAAAAGGAAUGCAAACGACCGAAGAGGUUCUUCGCGAUGGUAGUUUUAUAACGGCUGUAGGGGAAAUCGAGCUGGAUGGUGAAACGAUCCGGUUACAGCCGUCUUCCGUGGCACCCAUGUUUCUGACCACUGCCACGCGAAAUACACUCUUGAAAAAGUUUGAAGAAGCAAAAUCUUCCAUGUUGUUCAAGGUGAUCGUUUGUAGUGCUAUAUCGGCUGUUUUGGUGGGACUGAUCACGCGCAAGAUUUACAAACGUAAAAAAAUGGAGUGGGAAGAGCGACGAUUACGAGAAAAGUUGGAAAAAUCGCGUGUCCAACGGAGAGCAUUGGCACGGCAGCAGGUCUUCAACGACGAGCAGCGUUGCGUAGUUUGCGUGGAUAAUCCAAAGGAGGUAAUUUGUUUGCCAUGUGGCCACGUGUGUCUCUGCGAAAAUUGCGCAGAGAAAAUAAAACUGAACUGCCCCGUGUGUAGAUCUAAGAUAGAAUCCAAAGCAGCCGCAUUUAUCACAUAAGCAAUGGAUCUGUGGAUUUUAGGUAAGUUUUAGUUACACUAACGGCUGAUUACUAGUUUUACUCCUAAAUGUUAUGUAUAUAAAUGGCUUCUGGUUGGCUCAAAAACGCUA
Molecule: messenger RNA, 1252 nt
Organism: Armigeres subalbatus
Lineage: Eukaryota; Metazoa; Arthropoda; Insecta; Diptera; Culicidae
Gene: Mul1
Product: mitochondrial E3 ubiquitin protein ligase 1
Exons: 3
Coding region: 125-1141 (338 amino acids)
Biological process (GO): organelle organization; protein ubiquitination
Molecular function (GO): ubiquitin-protein transferase activity
Source: RefSeq, a predicted model, not a curated record